GGGCAUAACGAAGCGCAUAGCUCAAUAGAACACUUUCCUUUGGAGUGCCAGAGCAUACAUGGCAAAGGACAUUUAGCUUGGGUAAAUCUUUACUUGGGGAAGUAAAAUGGAGAAAAAGAUAAUUCUAGAAGAACUUCUUUUAAAGAAGUCACAACAGAAGAGAAAGAUGUCACCAGCUAAUUACAAGAAAAGGCUGUUUGUUCUGACAAAAACAAGCCUUUCUUAUUAUGAGUACGGCAAAGAGAAAAGAGGAAGGAAGAAGGGGUCUAUUGAGAUCGAGAAAAUCCGAUGUGUCGAGACAGUGAAUCUUGAGGAAUCAACACCUCCUGCGAGACAAUAUCCUUUUCAGAUCGUGUACAAAGGUGGCCUGCUCUAUGUCUAUGCACCUGAUGAAGAGAGACGGAACAAGUGGCUUGCAGCUUUGCAUAGAGAAAUUAAAGAAAAUACCAAUUUACUAAGCAAAUAUCACAGAAGAUUCUUCACCAAUGGGAGGUUUCUCUGUUGCAAUCAGACUUGUAAAGCAGCUCCUGGAUGUACGACUUGGGAGAAAUAUGUGACUCUAUGUUGCACAACCUUGUCUGUGAAACCACUGCCUCCAGUCCCUCAAACACUGCUGAGACGUAGAAGCCUGCCUCAGGUUGUAUCAUCAAACAAGGGAAUUCUAAAUAUGGCUGUGGCCCAAUGCAACUAUGAACCCUCAGGAAAUUCAGCUAUCCGUGUUGUCAAAAGCAAUAAAUACCAUGUAUUGCAAGAGGAAGAUUUUGCCUGGUGGAAAGUAAGAGAUUUGGAAGGGGAAAACUCAAGUGUCGAUGGGCACACAUCAGCAGAAGAACAGACCAUGGCUCAGCAUGAUUGGUAUGUUGCUGGUAUCUCCCGUGCCCAAUCUGAACAGCUGCUCCAUCAGAAGGGGAAAGAAGGUGCUUUUGUGGUGCGGAAAUCUAGCCAGGCAGGAAUUUAUACUGUGUCUGUACUCAGCAAAUUUCAUGAAAGUAAAAAAGGAACAGUCAAACAUUACCAUGUGCACAAAACCCCUGAGAAUAAGUAUUACCUCACUGAAAAUCACUGUUUUGAAACAAUUCCCAAACUGAUAAACUACCACCAGCACAACUCAGCAGGUAUGGUGCCAAGGCUCCGGCAUGUGGUAUCUACACAAAUAAAUAAAGUUCCAGCCACAGCUUCAUUGGGAAAUGGAAUCUGGGAGCUGAAGCGAGAAGAAAUUGUCCCGUUGAGAGAGCUGGGAAGUGGUCAGUUUGGAGCAGUGCAUCUGGGAAAGUGGAAGGGACUAUAUGAUGUAGCUGUAAAGAUGAUUAAAGAGGGAGUAGUGUCAGAAGACGAAUUCGUAGAAGAAGCUCAGACUAUGAUGAAACUUAAUCAUCCCAAACUUGUUAGACUGUAUGGAGUAUGCUCAAAAUUGUAUCCCAUCUAUCUAGUGAUGGAAUAUAUGCCAAAUGGCAGUUUACUCAGCUACCUACAGAUUCAUGGGAAGGAAUUACAGCCCCUUCAGCUUCUGGAAAUCUGCUACGAUGUUUGUGAUGCUAUGGCUUUUCUGGAGAGCUGUCAGCUCAUACAUAGAGACUUGGCUGCUAGGAACUGUUUGGUUGACAGCAAUCUUACUGUGAAACUAUCUGACUUCGGGAUGACAAAGUAUGUCCUGGAUGAUCUGUAUGUAAGUUCUCUAGGAACUAAGUUUCCAGUGAAGUGGUCAGCACCAGAAGUUUUUCAUUACACCAAAUUUAGCAGCAAGUCAGAUGUAUGGGCCUUUGGUAUCUUAAUGUGGGAGGUGUUCACUUUGGGAAAGCAGCCCUAUGAGCUGUACGAUAACAUGCAGGUGAUUGAGAAAGUUUCUCAAGGAUAUAGACUUUAUAGACCACAACUGGUUUCAGACAUCACCUACCAGAUAAUGUACAACUGCUGGCAUGAGCUGCCAGAAAAGCGUCCUGCCUUUCAUCAGCUCCUAUCAUUUUUUGAGGUGCUGAGAGAAGACAGCAGGCCUUGAAAAAGAAGAUUCACAUACAGAUGACUGUGCAUACUUGUUCCAUAUCACCUGCCUUCUGUGAGAGAGUGAAAUCUGAACUCUUCCUGACAUGAGCCACCUCUGUUACACUAUAUGUUAGUCUUCUAAUUUAAUUAGGGAUUUGACCAAGAAGUUUAUGGGGAAAGCUUUUAUGAUACUCUGCAGGUGACAGUAUCUAGAAGGAUGCUGUGGAAGAAUGUAAUUCAUUCGGUCCACCUUGUCUCAAAGGACUCCUCAGACACUGAGAUAUACGGCAACUGUAUACACUCCUUCCAUGUUUCCAAGCUGUCACCGUUUGGCCUUAGCUGGAAAUGUAAACAAGGAAAUAAAUGCUAGUUAGGCUUUCUGAUUAUCACAACUCAUCUGAAUGCAUUUUUCCUUUGUAAAUCCCUGAAGCUGGUGCCUGAGGUCAAAUGCAGAACUGCUGUAAGGAACAACAACAUAAGUAGUUAUCAUUUCACUUUCAAUUACUUAUAAAUUGCUAUUGGUAAAAUAUUACAUCAGUUUGCUUACUAGUAGUAUUGAUUUUAAUUUUGGCCCUUGGGGUGUAUGUCUGAUUCUGAAUUUGUUCUAAGCUGCAUAUCUAAGAUAUUUGCAACUCUGCUACAUACAGAAAGUUCCUUAGGGAGUUAUUACUUCUUUCCACACUUAUUUUUUUUUCCUUUUCAUUUUUUAUGUAGUCAUUGCAAUAAUAAAUGUUAAAUUUGGCAGAUCUGUAUAAAACUUUAAGAGCAAAAAAAUUGAAAAAAACUUACACUAUAUUGCUUAGCCAGAUAUUGUACUGCUGAGCAACAGAACAUUCUCUACUGACAUUAAUUCUGAAUUGUUAAAUAAGAACACCCAACUUUCAAACGUGCAUAGCACUAUGCUAAUUAAGGGCAACUUCAUUCCAUCUGGAUAUACCAAACACAUCUGAAGUUUCAUCGCUGUAACAGAAUCUAAAGUUACAUACUGACAUUUGUAAAUGGCCCAUCCAAUAUAUACAAAAAAUGAAGAGGUUGUGAAAUAAAAUUUCUGAAAAACUUC
Messenger RNA from Gallus gallus (chicken), 3040 nucleotides. RefSeq names its product BMX non-receptor tyrosine kinase (gene BMX). Gene Ontology annotation, molecular function: non-membrane spanning protein tyrosine kinase activity; ATP binding. Gene Ontology annotation, biological process: B cell receptor signaling pathway; peptidyl-tyrosine autophosphorylation; intracellular signal transduction. NCBI's taxonomy places the organism in Eukaryota, Metazoa, Chordata, Aves, Galliformes, Phasianidae. The transcript is spliced from 18 exons. The record is from RefSeq and is a predicted model, not a curated record. Bases 107 to 1996 code for a protein of 629 amino acids.